Molecule: messenger RNA, 573 nt
Organism: Tauraco erythrolophus (red-crested turaco)
Lineage: Eukaryota; Metazoa; Chordata; Aves; Musophagiformes; Musophagidae
Source: RefSeq, a predicted model, not a curated record
AUGUCACCUGCUGUUGAGAUUCAAGGUGAUCCUGUUGAUACCUAUUGUCACAUCAUGUUCAAGGUCUGUUUGUACAACUCCCUCCAUGGCUCCUUAAUGCAUGCUACUGGUCAUGGGAACUGUGGAUGGUGGGACAGCACGUCUUAGUUUUCCCAGUAUAGCUGGAGGUACACCACCAAUGAAAAUGAUUAUAGAGCGAAAACCUGUAUGGGGAACUGGAAUGAAGAGCGAUACAAUAUCCAGAAAAUUGUGCAGCACAAGCCACUUCCUUCCCAGUAUACUCGCUGCUUUGAAACAACAUACUCUUCCAAUUACAACAAAGGAAAGCAUCAGAGAAUGAAAAGAUUUGAAUGAGAACCUCAUUGGUUUCCAGGACACCACCCUGAGUUGGAAUCUCCUUCGUUCAACCCAGUUGCUCAGUCCUACUGCACAAUAUACUACAGGCCUCCAUAUGGCAGCAUUUACUUUGCUUGUGUCCAGCACUCAGAGAAAGAGCAAAAAGGAUGCAGGAAACGCAACCAAGAUGGAAAGAAUCUGCAGGCUAUGCCUUCAGAAAAACAGGAGGCCUCCUAA